AUGAGUUCUAGAUUGCUGGAGCAGGCCCAGUUUCACGGGGCUAAGCGGCUUGUGCAUCCGAGGCAUAGAAACUUCUGGCUGCUAACACACAUCCUUAUCUUCUGCUGUUCCACUGCCGUGGUAUGGGAGACUGUCACUCGGUACCUCAGCAACCCGACAUACAUGGUCCAAAUGACCGCUAUCAAGAAUUGGGUGACCUUCCCCACGGUGGUCGUGUGCCCUGAAAUUAGUUACCCGGAAGAGAAAAUACAAGAGUUUCUUGGUAAAAUAAAAUAUCCUCCCAGCGUAAAUGCCACUUACAUUGAAGGCAUCAUAUUGCAACUGGGAGCCAUCUACUCUCGAGAUGUCACCUUUGAGCUGGAAGACCUGGAGAACAUCCAGAAGCUGCUGGAGUAUAAUGAUAUGGAUGUGGAAACAGCUGGAAUGAUGCUCACUUCGACGUGCAAGGAAAUUCUGAUUAAAUGUAGGUGGCAUGGGAAAAAUAUACCCUGUUUAUCAUUAUUUCGUAUGGAGAUGACGAGCUAUGGGUUUUGCUGCGUGUUUAAUGGAAGAUCUUUAAAGAGAGAAAUGAAGAAUCCCGGCUAUAAUAAGAAACGGCCGGUUCAGAAGCUCCACGUGAGUCAAGUGGGACCCAACCGAGGAUUGAUUGUGGCCAUUUCACAAAACGACACGCGCCCUCCCGUUAAUACUGACCUCUAUUAUAAGUGGAUAAGUCUAAAGAACAACGGCUACUACUACGUAGAGAUGCUGUCGAACGGCACGCCCGUCCCGAUCGGCAGCGAGGUGUGGGCGGGAUACUCCACCAAGGGCAUCCACAUCGAUGACGAGGUGAAGGACCUCAGCCACAGCUUGCGACGGUGUCGUAUGACGGACGAGUCUUUGAAGUACUUCCCGGAAUACCAUAGGACCUAUUGUCUAAUGGAAUGCGAGAUGGCGCGCAUCAUGGAGCGCUGCAACUGCACGCAGGUGCAGCAUCCCGUGCUGCCAGGUGUACGGCAGUGCGGUGCUAGGGACGUGCGCUGCGUUAGAUCGUCUGUUGUGCCUUUUGGAGCUGGCGUGUGUGACUGUCCAAUGACUUGUGACAGGGAUAUACAAAUCAGCAUGCCAUUUGCAUUCAAGAUUUAUCCAGAUACACCUGUGAUUGACUCCUUCUAUGAAGGCUUGGAUUUAACGAGGAUAAGCAUUGUCCGAGUGUACCUGCAGAACUUUAACAAGAUGAUAUUCUCGCGGCGCUCUUAUUUCACACGCUUCAACUUGGUUGCGCAACUCGGAGGAGUCUUCAACAUGUUCUUCGGCUGCAGCAUGCUGACGGUUCUGGAGAUUCUAAUGCUACUGUGGCAUGCUACAGACACUCUUCGGAACCACGCUUUACGAUAAAUCGUGUUAUAUUAAUAUGAA
Colias croceus (clouded yellow) is the source of this 1398-nucleotide messenger RNA. Its product is annotated as sodium channel protein Nach-like. Gene Ontology annotation, molecular function: ligand-gated sodium channel activity. Gene Ontology annotation, cellular component: membrane. Gene Ontology annotation, biological process: sodium ion transmembrane transport. NCBI's taxonomy places the organism in Eukaryota, Metazoa, Arthropoda, Insecta, Lepidoptera, Pieridae. The transcript is spliced from 10 exons. The record is from RefSeq and is a predicted model, not a curated record. The coding region runs from base 1 to 1377 and encodes 458 amino acids.